CAACUUUUGUUUACCAAGCCUUCUUUAUCGUGCGACUCACUUUACUUUUCUCUUUUAUCCUUGUGUUCUUACAUCUUUAAUUCUCUUACAUAUAUAUAACACAAGAACAACAAUUAUCUUUUCUAGCCUGUUCAUCAAGCUUUCUAUCCUUAUUAUUUUUUAUUAUCUUCUCAAACGCUAUUUUAUCUGUUCUUUCCAACAUGCAACAACCUUCUCAGCCCAUUUCUGCUCCACGUAACAUUCGCAUUAACCGUCCCACGGAUGGCCCUAUCUUCUCUCCUAUGACUUAUUGCAAUCCUUACAUGCCUCCUGUACCUACUAGCAUUCCUAUGGGAAUUAUGCAAUCGCAUAUGAAACCAAUGAAUGUAAGUUUUGCACAAAUGCCUUAUCCCAUACCUUUUAAUGUUCUCUGCCAAAACAGUUCUAGUGAACAAGCUAGUAUUUUAGCCAACUUUCGCAUGGAUAUCACUCAACGACCUCCUCAUCCUCAACCCGCUACUGAUACUGAUCGAAACAACGGAAAUGACUUUACCAACUUUCAAGUUCUUCCUUAUGGUUACUGGGAUUAUCGUGCUGUCCUUAUUCACAAUAUGCCAUCUCUCUACAAUGUUUCCGAAUUUCUAAAUCUUGGACGAUUUGGAACUCUCGAACGUGUUGUCCCCAUUUAUGAAAGAAACCAACUCUUCCUUGCUUUUCUUUCCGCUGCUGAUGCUCUUGACUUCUAUAACGCCGUCCGUUACACCGAUUUUACUUUUAAGAAACAGCGACUCAUUGUCUCAACUAUCGACCCUAUGCCUUUGGAACCAUCCAUCAUUGAAGCCUGUCAUCGAGGAUUUGUUAGCAGAAACGUCCAAAUUUCCGGGUUUCCUUUUGAUUUUGACGAAGCAGCUUUGAUUCAACUUUUAUGUUCUCUCGGUAAAGCCGAGCUUAUUUCAGUUUGCACGAAAACCGACUCUGUUUACAUCCACUACUUAAGCAUCACAGAUGCGCUUUAUUGCAUCGAUUCUCUUGCUUCCCACCCUUAUUAUAAAAAUUUGAAUUGCUGUUGUUUUUAUGAAAGAUGUGAUCGCUACUACGCCACUGACUUCCAAGUCGAGAAAACUGUUGCUGGUUCUAAUUUCACUAAACCUGAAGUUGAAGAAUCCAUUAUUCAUAAGUCAACUCACUCUUCUACUCAAACGCAUGCAAAUACUUUCCCUAAAAAGUCCCCAGUCAAGAAAUCUAUUACCAAACUUGAGCAAAAGGAAAUUCCAGCUAACCCUCCUUGUUUGUCUGAAAACGGUGUCCUAGAUAAAGAAACUACUAAUUCAAUCCCUAAGGAAAAAACAGAUAAGAAUUCUGUCGAUACUGGAAAAGCAAAGUCUGUUCAUAUAUCUGAGACUGAAGUAAUUCCCUUAGAGAACCAUACCAGUCCCAAAAAACCGAGCGAAGAAUCUUUUCCUAUUUAUAAAAAUUCUUUACAAAAGAACUCUAACACUGAUUUUACAAAAACCAACGUCUCCAUUUCCGUUCUUGAAUGUCAUUCCAAGAUUGCUGCCUUACAAAACGUCACCAAUACCUCCUCCUCUGUUUGCCAUUCAUCCAAGUCAAGCUUAAAUGAACCUUCUAAUGAAUCCACUAAUACUACGAUUUUUCCUGAUGCUGAUGUAGAUGCAUCAUCUUCUUCCCUUCGCGUACCUUCAGAAAGUAAUUCUCUACAGGACAGAAAUAUACCCACCAUUUACCCUAGCUCAAAUGAUUCGAAUGCAAUAUUUUCUACUAUUAAUGAUCAGGCAUAUGACAGCCUGUCACCGAAUUCUAAACCACAUGCCCUCGUUGACUAUGAGGCUAAAGAUAAAGAUCUACAACAAUACUCUAAUGCAACAUCAAAUUCCCUCCAAUCUUCUGAAGAAACCACUUCUGGUGUGAAAAACUAUUCUGAUAAUGAUUCUACCCCAGUGACAAAGAAAGCUUUACCUUUUGUUUCCUCUACUUCAAUUGACACAGAUACACAAAUAAAGACAGCUCGAAAUACGGAAAUCACCGAACAAAACCUUAGUAGAUAUGAAUCCUUCUCCGAGGACAGUUCCCUUGCUUCUCUUCCCAUGCAACAUGCCGAUAAAAACCCUGCAAAUGACUUGAGUAGUCUUCCAAAGCUAACAACUGAGAGUUGCUCAUCGAGAAGCUCCUCUGCCCUCACUUCUCCUACCCUUGUUGGCUCGCCGCUUGAAACUUCUGCAAAAUCUUUUACUGAUUUCUCUGAAUACAAUGGAAUGGAUAUUAUAUCAAAGCCUUCCAACGAUAUUCAACUUGUCUCUGAUCUUGACCCUUAUUCGAAAAACCGAACUCUUUUCUUAAGCAAUAUUCACAGAGCAACCAAGCAAUUAGAGAUUAGCAAGUUGUUCGAAGGGUUUCCUUUAGAAGAAAUUCGCUAUCUUUCAAAGAAAAAAAUAUGUUUUGUCACUUUUCUGGAGUCUUAUGAUGCCAAGAUUUUCUUGCACGAUCAUGAAAAACAGCCGCCUUACCUACAUGGUCGCCCAAUAAAACUAGAGUGGGCUAAAUUUAACAAUCCUUUUACUGAUCAACUAAUAUACGCAAUUGCUAAUGGAGCAUCUAGAAGCAUUUCCUUUGAAAAAAUUCACCCGACUAUUACUCGCAACGAACUUGUCUCUGUUUUCAGACUUUAUGGUCCUAUAGAAAGCUUCCAUUUCUCAAAACCAAAAAGUGCCGGAUCUAUUACCUAUAACAGCAUAUACUCUGCAAUGAAGGCAAUGGAGUACUUUCAAGCUCAUCCAACAUUUGAAAAAGCUACCCUUUAUUACUCUUAUGAUGAUCAUCAUGGUCGAAAAAACGUUCUUGUCGAUAAACAGCCUUACCUUAAAGGAAACAAAGGUGAUUGUAUCUUUAAAAAAGUUUCCUUUCAAGAGUCUCCGAAACUUUCCUCUCGCUUUCACGAGUAUGAUUCGUAUUUUCCUUCUCAUUCAAAAAGUACCAAAUUUCGUCCACCAGCGUGUACCAUUUCUGUCAAAGCAUAAUUCUCCUGCAUUGUUUUUGAAAUUCGCCUUUCUUUUUGUUUAUCCUUUCCUAAUGUUAUUACGUCAAUGUUUGUUGUUACUGUUUGUUUAUGUUCACAAAUAAAAUCCAUUCAAAAAAUCAAAAUAGUUGAUUGCAAGUACAAUUGUAAUCGUUAACUAUAUAUGAAAAUGAUAAUGUACAAUAAAGACAUUUAUAAAUCUGAUCUUGACAAGAAAAUUCACCUUAUC
This is a messenger RNA of Schizosaccharomyces cryophilus OY26, 3242 nucleotides long. RefSeq lists its product as uncharacterized. Gene Ontology annotation, cellular component: U2-type catalytic step 2 spliceosome; U2-type catalytic step 1 spliceosome; Prp19 complex. Gene Ontology annotation, molecular function: pre-mRNA binding; U6 snRNA binding. Lineage: Eukaryota; Fungi; Ascomycota; Schizosaccharomycetes; Schizosaccharomycetales; Schizosaccharomycetaceae. Bases 201 to 3014 code for a protein of 937 amino acids. The transcript has a single exon. The record is from RefSeq and is a predicted model, not a curated record.